AUGGCGUCUGAAGGCAAAGCCCCUGACUGGGACAAGGAGAGGGACGAAUUUUGGAUCGCGCAGGAUUUUGAGACGUCAGCUAGGUUGCACGUCCAGCAUUGGAUCUGGCAGUUUCAGCUGGCCUAUGCUCUUCAUCCCAGGAUCGACACAAGUGGUGGUAAGCCGCUGAGAGUAGCAGAUAUUGGAGCAGGCAAUGCCGCCUGGCUCCUCGAGCUCACCCGCCUGUUUCCAUCUCAAGAAAGCGUCCAACUCGACGGCUUCGAUAUCACCUCCUCCAACUUCCCGCAUGCCGCCUGGCUCCCUUCCAACCUGAAAUUGCACACCUGGAACGCCUUCUCCGACCUCCCAUCAGAAUACGUGGAAGCCUUCGACAUCGUCCACAUCCGCGCUCUAAACAGCACCAUCGUGAACAACAAAGUCGAUCCCAUGCUUGUAAACGCACUGAAGAUGCUCAAACCAGGCGGCUACCUCCAAUGGGACGAGAACGACGCUUUGAAACUGGCCUGCAACGUCCCGGACGAAAGUGUGAAUGCUGAUGCCGCGACGACGAUCACCAAGAUGAUGGAGGUGAUUAUGAAGUACCAGACUCACUUGCAUGCCGACUGGCUGCAUAACAUGCCCGAGACGUUGCGUGAGCGCGGUUGCGAGAUUGUGGCGCAUGAAGUGACGGAGGCGAAGAAGGAGCUGGCGAGAGCGACGACGGAUAAUUAUCUUUUGGUGUGGAAAGAUUUGAUUCGCAUGAUUCCGGAGGCUCCAAUGCCGUUGCCACCGGGUAUGGGAUUGCCUGAGUCGAUGUCGAGGCGGUCGUUUUCGGACCUCGUGCGCAAAGCUGUGGAAGAGACAGCGAAAGGGGCGAGCUUGACAAUGCCUUUCCAUGUGACCGUCGCUCGCAAAACGUCAUAG
Molecule: messenger RNA, 903 nt
Organism: Saxophila tyrrhenica
Lineage: Eukaryota; Fungi; Ascomycota; Dothideomycetes; Mycosphaerellales; Extremaceae
Exons: 4
Coding region: 1-903 (300 amino acids)
Source: RefSeq, a predicted model, not a curated record